Molecule: messenger RNA, 1712 nt
Organism: Lactuca saligna
Lineage: Eukaryota; Viridiplantae; Streptophyta; Magnoliopsida; Asterales; Asteraceae
Source: the annotation of a GenBank genome assembly
AAUUUUCUAAAAUAAUUGGGAAAAAAAAUCCCUUAAAACCCUAAUUUUGACCCCGACUUGACGUUCUUUUUCACCACUUUCAUCAUCCUCUCUCUCUAUCCUAAUCUUUCCUCCCAAAACUCCAUUGGAAGAUAACAGAUAAAGCUUUCGUUUCUUUUUAGGAAUUCACCCUAAUGUUUCGUGAAUUCUUUUCAUACAAGUAAACCCACCCACCCAAUCCUCCGUGCGUCUACUCUACAAUCAUUCCCACAAAUUCGUCAUCGCUUCUCAAUUAAGACAAUUUUAAUCAUCAAUCCUAGCAGCUACUGCUACAAAUCGUUUCUUAUGCAUACAGGUAACUCUCUUUUGCUCUAUGAUUUCAAGUCGGUCAAGUUUUAGGUGCUAUGUAUGAUGUUGCUGCAUAAAUGAUAGGGUAAACUGGAAGGGCAUAAUGGCAUUAGUAACCCACCAGGUUCAGGGUUCAUAUGCUCCUCCAAGACCUCUAUCUUUGAAGAAAGGGAUCGAAUCAAAGAAUUUUUUAGCAGCAUUUCCAAUUGUUAAGAGAACAGAUAUUAUAUUAUUGAAGCAUAGAUCUUGUUUAUGUGUAAAGGCGCCUCAAUCAAAGAGAAAACCAUUAAAAAUAUCAUCAUUCAAAGGAAAUGUCCAGAAUGACGAAUCAGGAGCUAGAGAAAACGGGUCAAAGUCCACAAAAAAUCCGGUCAAACUCUCUUAUCUCCCACAGGAUCGCAAAGAAACAUUAGCUGAAUCACCAAAGGUGAAGAACAAUCAUGCAACCCCAACAUCUAAUAUGCAACAAGAAACCACAGCAGGAUCUCAAGCCAUACAACAGCUUUUCAAAAGCUGGUUGACUUUGCUACGUACACCUUCUUCUUCUUCUUCACAAAGUCAACUCCCAAAUGAGACAUUGGAGGAGACAUCUGAGAAUGAAAUUGUGGAAACAGAUGACAAAAAAAUUCAAACAAGUGGAAGAGGAGUCAUUUUGAAAACAGUUUGGAGAAGCUUUUUGGGUUUGGAUGCAACCAUAAAGAUACCUGUUAUGAUAUUCAUACCCAUGUAUCUGGCAGUGAACAUCAAGUAUGGGCCAGAAGUUGCAAAGGAACUGACUCCAUUGUGGAUAUGUGGGCCCCUUAUUGUUGCUCUUUACAUCAAGAUUCUUCAUGGGUUAUGCUUGCUCUAUAUUUACAGCUUCAAGCAAUCGGUGAAAGUGGUGAAGGAUUUGCCAGUGUAUUAUGAUUAUGUGAUUAGUGGAAAGCUGAAAGAAGCCAUAAAUGGGCGUUUAUGGAAGCCUGUGGUGGAGUUUAGGAAGUUAGGGUACAAAGGCAUAUGGAAAAAUUUUCAAGAAUGGGCAAUGGAUAAGUAUUUGGACUACAUUGAAUCCAUAUGGCCUCAUUAUUGCAAACUCAUAAGGUUUUUAAAGAAGGCCAAUUUCAUCUAGCUUUUUCAUGUAAUGUUUUGGAAAUUGGAAUAGGGAAGAUUUUGAGGCAAUCUUUGAGGAUUACAAGUGAAAACAGGUUGGAUUUUGUAUCUCUGAAUACAUUGUAUUUUGGGUUUUUAUUCUAAGUCUUUGAGAUUAACCAUUUUUUACACAGAUUUUGUAUUCUCAUAAUGUCAUGUCAUGGGUUAUGCUUUUGCUUUUUGAAUUCGUUUUCUUGUUUAGUGGGAUGGUUUCUUAUCUGCUUUUUUUGUUUCUUUAUGCAUUAGUAAUCAGUCGC